UAUGCAAAACCAGCGACAACCUCCUCCCCUGGUGCAGAAACACCAAAACUUAUGUAACUCUGCAACUAAUCUUCAGUAAUCUUGAGUGAGACAUUUAAAUCCAGGGAAUAAGCCUAUUUUUUCCAAGCUUAUCAGUAGAAAAAAAAAGAGAGAAGAAGAAAGAAGCAAAGUCCAGCCAGUGUUGUAAUAUUUGUUUCAUGCGAGCAGCGUCCUGACUUUCUUCAGACAGCAAACUCUCCUGCCGUGCAAUUUCUUAUGCAUGGCUACUGAACAUUAAAAGAAAAGCUGCUUUUAGGCUUGAAUAGCACUCACAGCAGAACCAUGGCAAUCGCUACCCUGGCUGUGUACCAUUCCCUUGUUUUUGUCUGGUAUAUUUUUGUAACCUAUUCAAUCUCACUCGUAAGAGCAGAAGACCAGUCGUCUGAAGUGUUCCUUUAUGGUAGGCAGUGGAAAUAUUUGACAGUUCUCAAUCUGGUUUUGCAGGCUGUUUUCUAUGGGAUCUCCUUCCUGGCUGAUGUGUUGAGACUAAUUAAGAAACUGCCAAGUGCUAAAUACAUAAUUUCCUGCAGAGACCUUCUCUUCAGUGCCCUGGCUUUCCCUGUGGCCACGUUUGUGUUUAUGUCCUUUUGGGUAUUGUAUACGUACAACCGAGAACUGGUUUACCCCAAGAACCUGGAUGGGAUGAUUCCAAGGUGGUUAAAUCAUGCUAUGCACACUAUUGUGUUGCCACUUGCUCUGCUGGAGAUCUUCGCUACCCCGCACCGUUAUCCACCAAAGAAGAAAGGACUGAUCCUAUUAGGAUUUGUUUCUGUUGCCUAUCUCAGCUGGGUCCUGUGGAUUUACUCUGUAACUGGAAAGUGGGUAUAUCCUCUCUUCACCUUUUUCAGCCCAGGGGGUCUAGCGGCCUUUUUCUGCAGUAGCCUUGUCCUCAUUGUCUGGAUCUACAACAUUGGAGAGUUUCUCAACCGUAUGAUUUGGGCCUGUGUCUCCUAACAACUUGGCUGUUCCCUUCACAAGAUUUCACCACUGGUAAGAACUGAUGUGAAGAGCUGCACAAGGAAAGACAUUUUCUGGCCUUCAUAUGGACGUGUGGGUUCAGAUUCCACUCUCACACCAUGUUAAGAACUUGUGAAGCGCUGUGCAUCAGGGAAGCCAUUUGCAAAGCAGACCAACAAGUAAUUUUAUUAGUUCAUCAAAACCCAAGAACUAGGCCACAUAAACUUGCAUGUCAUCUACUGGCACCUUAUGUAUUAACUGACUAUUGACAUAUGUACCAGCAAAGAACACUCUUGUAACACCUACUUAUGGUUUGAGCAAGUUCUCACACAUUCACAGGCAAUGCCCUGCCCAGUUCAUAAUGAAACACAAACAACGUAUGGCCUGUGAUUGUGAAAGCUCUGGAAUUCCCAAGAAAGUCCGUCAAGCAUUGAUUAUUGUGAAUCAGAUUCAGGAGUUUUUUCAUGUCUCCAGUAGUCAGAUGUCAAACUUUGAGAUGUAGGCCAGUCACCAAAUCUCAGGAAGGAUAUCCCUUCCCCACAAUGUACAACAAAAUAAUUGGCUGAGGUACAUUAAGCAAUUUUUUAAAUUUUCCUCUGAAGUAGCUGGUAUUAUUCAGUGCCAAGGGCAGAAUAUUGAUUUAAAGGACCAACAGUCCAAUCUGAUAGAGAAAAUAUUGCUCCCAGUCCUGCAAGCUGUAGGAUGUGGGAGGGCCUCUGGGCUGUACAGAACCCCACUGGUGGGGGCUCUGCACGGGGACAGGCAUCUACCCACCCAGAACAAUUUCCAGGAUCAAGGCUACUAAGUACAGAUUAUUUGUGUGAUCCCACCUGAGUUCCUGUAACCCAGUUAUACUAUACCAAACCUUCAUGCAGUCUUUAUUACAGGCAGAACACCCAGUAAUGCCUAUAGUUAAGCAUGCUAAUGAAUUUUUGUUCAAAACCAUCACUUUCAGAUGCUUAUAAUUUUGUCAAAUAUCAUUUUGGCUGAUCUGUGGCAGGGUUAUUAUCAGUUGGACAGAAAAAGGGAAAGGUUUUUUUUUUUUUUGAGCAAUACUUGUGGGAGAUAAAAACACCCUCAUGUUGCUAGAAAAAGAUUUUUGCAACUUUUUUUGUUUUGUUUUAAAGAGCUUUGAAGCAUCAGUGAUUAGCGUUUGAAACUUAAAAUUUAGUAGAGUCAUAGUCCCUUGCUUGCAACUGUGCCUUCCAUUGGUCAAGUGAAAAUCAGAUUUGAGUUGGAGAAAAUUAUAAGCGCUUAAAAAUCCCUUCUUUCUCAACAUGCAGGAGUUUCUCUGAAGCUACAGAAUCAAAGGCCUUCCAGCAUGCCAUUGGUAGUGCACAUUCAUGCCUGUAGAAACUGAGUGGAAUUUUUAACUGAAAUAUGAUUUGUACAUGAAAAAAAGAAAGUUACCAAUAAAUUUUAUGAUGCCCGAGCUUAUGGAACAUGAUCGUAAUCUUAACCGUCUUUUGGUGUAGUACUGUUUUUAUGGUAUGCACGCUAGUUCACAGACAGUUAUAAAAAGUUUAGGGAUUGCACAUUUUAUGGGCGCUAUGUUUGCAUUCUUCAGCCAGACUUCCUUAGUACAAUAUGGUGAACUAUUAGGAAGCACAGCAACUGUGGCAAGGCAUACCUCAGUGCACUUAAAAAGUGGUAUUGGAACCUAAGGGUGCAAGCUUGAAGCUUUCUAGCGGCUGCAUUUUCCCUGGAACUGCUUCUGAUUUGAGAAUGCAGUACCUACAAUGAUAAGCUGUAAGGAUCUGAACCUCCCUGGAGGGAGGGAAG
Molecule: messenger RNA, 2778 nt
Organism: Chelonia mydas (Green sea turtle)
Lineage: Eukaryota; Metazoa; Chordata; Testudines; Cheloniidae
Gene: ADTRP
Product: androgen dependent TFPI regulating protein
Exons: 6
Coding region: 322-993 (223 amino acids)
Cellular component (GO): membrane; endomembrane system
Source: RefSeq, a predicted model, not a curated record